AUGCUUCGUUUAGGUAGAAUCCCGAUUGUGGGCUAUAAACCAUUGAUUUCAGUUAUACAAACAACUAAAACACUAAAAUUCCCAACAAUUACAAGAUCAAUUAGUCAAUCUUGUAAAAGACUUGCUACGGCUCCAAUUCAACAACAAGCCAAGAACGUUAAAGCAGAGACAGGCAUUAAAAAACUAAUGAAAAAGUAUGGUUAUUCUGCAUUAGUUGUAUAUAUUGGUGUCACCUUUAUCAGUUUGCCAUUAUGUUUCUUUACUGUACACUCCAUGGGUGCUGAAAAGAUCAGUAUUUACAUGAACAGGGGUAAACAAUUAUUUGGAUAUGGUGAAGUAAAUGAUGAAGCAGUUAUCGAGAAGUUAAAGCAAAAGAAGUUGGAAUUGGAAAAACAAAGAGAAAGUGGAACACACACUAAAUGGGGUGAAUUUAAACAAAGCACUUUACUAGCUGAGUUUCUGAUUGCAUAUGGUUUACACAAAAGUUUAGUAUUCGUUAGGAUACCGGUGACUGCAGCAGUAACACCUACAAUGGCUAGACUAUUUCAACGUUGGGGGUUCAGGAGACUUGCUGGAGGGGCAAACAUUAUAAAAAAUGACAGAAUUAUUCCAAAAGUUGGUCCAAAUGGAGAGUUACCAAGACAAAAUCCAUCUAGCUCAAGAAAAUGGUUUAACGGGUUGAUGUAA
Molecule: messenger RNA, 687 nt
Organism: Maudiozyma barnettii
Lineage: Eukaryota; Fungi; Ascomycota; Saccharomycetes; Saccharomycetales; Saccharomycetaceae
Gene: NAT2
Product: Nat2p
Exons: 1
Coding region: 1-687 (228 amino acids)
Cellular component (GO): mitochondrion
Source: RefSeq, a predicted model, not a curated record